Penicillium olsonii is the source of this 888-nucleotide messenger RNA. NCBI's taxonomy places the organism in Eukaryota, Fungi, Ascomycota, Eurotiomycetes, Eurotiales, Aspergillaceae. The record is from the annotation of a GenBank genome assembly.
AUGAUGUACUUUCUCAUCACCUACAUGUUGAGCCAAUUUUUCUCUUUCCUGGGGAACUGCCUGCUCUUUUACAUCUUCUGGGGCUUGAUCCACCGCCUACUGGGCCGCCUCACAGACUCAGGCAAGCCAUAUGCUGCGGUGACCAUUGUCCACUGGGUCCUGUUCAGCUUGACCCUGCUUUUCUCACUCGCCGCCUGGGCCGUAUAUGUUGUCUAUACCGUAGGAUCUGUGACGUAUAGCACAUUCAUCACAGCGAUGGACUGGAUUAAUAUCGGUUCUGCGAUCCAUAUCCUAUACUGGAUUCUCUCUCUGGAGAUCCUGGCCUGGUCAAUCUUCGUGUUUGUCAAGGCUGGAAGCCACCGCUUCGUGUCGAAGGUAAGAGCUCAACGCAACCUCAGAAUGAUAACGCUCAUCUCAGUCCAGAUGCCUGUGCUUGCAUUGAUCAGCGCUACCGUUGGAUGGUUCGCCUUGAACCUCGCAUGGAUGGUGGUAUGGAUCCGCUAUAACCUCGAAAGACGCAACACAGUCCCCGAGUGGCACAACACCGCUCAAGCUGUUGUCAACUUUAUCUUCUGGGUCGUCACCUUCGUGGGAAUCCUCCUUUGCUGCUCCAAAUGGCGCAGGCUCGGCGAGGACCCGGAGAAGAGCGAUGCUCCUAUUCGGUACCCUUACACCCAAUAUGCCUCUGGCCAGUACCCACCCGUCCAUUAUCCUCCGGCUGGUCAAUAUCCUCCAAACGGCAAUUAUCCUUCGCCUGGCCAAUAUCCCCCGGGUCAGUAUCAGACCCCGUAUCCCAACCAGCCGAACGGAACUGCUCCAUACCACGACUACGCGGCGAACCCUGCGACGAGCCCUCCGCCGGCCCAGCGCGCUGCUUCGCCACAGUAG